Messenger RNA from Diaporthe batatas, 1269 nucleotides. RefSeq lists its product as uncharacterized. NCBI's taxonomy places the organism in Eukaryota, Fungi, Ascomycota, Sordariomycetes, Diaporthales, Diaporthaceae. Gene Ontology annotation, cellular component: mitochondrial inner membrane. The coding region runs from base 1 to 1269 and encodes 422 amino acids. The record is from RefSeq and is a predicted model, not a curated record. Gene Ontology annotation, biological process: inner mitochondrial membrane organization. The transcript has a single exon.
AUGACGGGCCAUGUAGCUGCUGCUCGGCCCUUGUUGCGGCCCGGGUCGACCACCUUCCUCCUCAAGCAGCUCACUGGCCCAUCAGCACCAGCCUCGACCGCCUCGCUGUCGAUAUCCGCCUCGAUAUCCGCCUCCACCACCCGAGCCCUGACCGCCAGCCGCAGCCCUCGACGGCAGCUGCUCUCCCUGCACACACCAUGUAGGCCGCAAAGCCGACUGCGCCUCUACUCCACGAGCCAGACACCGCCGCCAGGAGGCUCGUCCCCUGCCACACAGACAGGCGCCUCGAGACCAGGCCCCGAGCUCCCCUCGCAGGCCGACUCCCGCCGCUCCGCCGCCUCCCAGCAGUUCUCCCACGUCAUGGACAACCUGCAGUCCCGCGUGCUGGUCGCCUCGCAGACCCUCAGCGACCUGACGGGCUACAGCGCCAUCGAGGCCAUCAAGGCCUCCAACGCCGCCCUCGAGGCCGACCUGGCCCGCGCCCAGGCCGACCUGAAGCGCGCGCGCCAGCACUACAAGGCCGUCAACGCCCGCCGCGCCUCCACCCAGCGCGAGGUCACCACCCUGCUGGCCCGCAAGGACACCUGGGCCCCGCCCGACCUCGAGCGCUUCACCACCAUGUACCGCCAGGACCACGAGCUCGAGGCCGAGGUCGCCGAGGCCUCCACCGCCCUCACCGACGCAGAGGCCGACGAGGCCCGCCUCAGCCAGGCCCUCAACAGCGGCAUCCUGCGCCGCUACCACGAGGAGCAGAUCUGGAGCGACCGCAUCCGCCGCCAGUCCACCUGGGGCACCUGGGGGCUCAUGGGCGUCAACAUCCUGCUGUUUAUCGUCCUGCAGUUCGUCGCCGAGCCCUGGAAGCGGAAGAGGCUCAUGAAGGGCAUCGCCGCCGAGGAGAAGGCCGCCCUCGACGCCGUCCGCCGGGAGCUCGAGGAGGUCAGGGGCGCCCUGACCAGGAGGGAGGAGGCCGACGCCGCCGCAACAGCUGCUGCUGCUGCCGCCGCCGUCGUCGAGGGCGUCGGCGUCGAGGCUGCGCCCCUGGCAUCGCUGCCAGAUGCCGACACCCCGACCGUGCCGAGCCCGCCGGUGCUAUCGUGGAAGGAGUUCCUGUCGGACCCCAGCCUGUGGCGGCCCGCGCUCGAGGACCUGUAUAGCGACAGGAUGAUAGACUUGCGCAUGAGGGAUGUCUCCCUCAUUGCUCUAGAGGGUGCCGUGACGGGCGCCGUGGCCGUGGCCGGCGUCGCCGCGCUGUUGGCCCGCCAGCGCUGA